UCUUUUACAAGUAUUACGACGUAAACAUUCAAUUGUCAAACUAUUUCGUUACGGUAUUCUUCUUUUUUUGUCCAUUUUAACGCGCUUGUGAUCAUCUUUAUGUCGUCAGAUUAUGCUCCAAUGAAAAUCCGUCUAUUUAUUUGAUUGGAAACGUAAAAACGAUGGCUGAUGAUGUUCAACACUAUUUUGACCCGCACAUGUAUAAAGGUUCUGAAAAUGUGGAAUUAGUAACUGGAUAUCUAGCAAUUAGUGCCGGGCUUCUAACAUUCACUCUCAUCAACUAUGCGGCUAUCAAGAUUGGGCCAGCCCAUUACAUGAAGGGCGAUAUUUGGCGUUGGAGAAAUACCCUUGUUUCCUGGAUACACGCUGUUCUUGUUGGAACUGGUGUUUUAUACUUUCUGUGGAUUGAGUCAGUCUUCGGCGUUGACCUGGUUUUGUUUUGUGAACCGGGAAUGUACAUGCUGGUUGCCUUUUCUCUCGGUUAUUUUCUACAUGACUUUGCAGAUCAUCUGGUGAACAACAAGCUUUUCAGCAAUUAUGAAGUGAUCAUUCAUCAUAUCGGGGUAAUAUGGUCGUUUUGGUACAAUGUCCACUACCAAAUGUACAUCCCCUACACCAUCAUCGCGUUGAUGGUGGAAGUCAACUCCGUGUUCCUGCAUGCACGAAAGCUCAUGCAGUUAAAUCAGUGGUCGUUCAACCAUUGGCUGUACAAGUUCGUGAUUGUUCUAAACUUGAUCACUUUUGUCGGAUUUCGUCUCUAUGGAGUGUACUUGGUUGGAAAAUAUGUGUAUAUCAUUUGGGACAAAUUUACUGUAGUUUACCAAGUCUUCAUUGUCAUUACUAUGGGAGUGAUGUAUUUAAUAAAUCCGAUAUUAUUUUGGAGGCUUGUGAAAAAUGACGUUAUUAGAAAUUUAAGAAGCUCAACUAUGAAAUCUCAGCAGAUUGGACACGUGUUAAAUAAUAACGCGAAGAAAGAUUUAAAUGAUGAAUCAUCACACACGCAUUAAAAAUAAAGAAUGUUUUUCAGCUAUUGACAAUGGUUUUUCAGCUAUUGACAAUGGACAUAUGGUGGACAGUAUUAUGAAGAAAGUUUGUGGUGAAUCAUACAAAUAAAAGUGUCUGGGAAUUUUAAAAGCUCAACUGCGAAAACUCAACUGAACAGACAUGUGUUAAAUAAUAAUGCGAAGAAAGUUUUUAAUGAUCAAUCACAUAGGCAUAAAAAAAAUGUCCAAAAAUUUACUGGUAACUGUUUACAAUGAAAUGCGAAAAAUGGAUUCAUUGUGAACACUAACGCACAGAAUGUUUGUAACGAUGAUUAAAGAUAUUAAUAAAAAAUCUCUAGGAUUUUGAAAAGCUCAAUAGAAUGGACAUGUGUCCAAUAACACACAAAGAAAGUAUUCAAUGAUGAAUCACAUACUCAUCGGAUAAAAAAUUUACUGGUAGCUGUUUACAAUGAAAUGGGAAGAAUGGAUUUGUGGUGAACACUUACACAUAGAAAGUUUUUUUAUGGUGAUAAAUAAAAUUAAAAAAAAAAAAAAA
Messenger RNA from Mya arenaria, 1539 nucleotides. RefSeq names its product TLC domain-containing protein 2-like. Gene Ontology annotation, biological process: phospholipid homeostasis; membrane assembly; plasma membrane organization. Gene Ontology annotation, cellular component: plasma membrane. The transcript is spliced from 5 exons. The record is from RefSeq and is a predicted model, not a curated record. The coding region runs from base 162 to 1007 and encodes 281 amino acids. Lineage: Eukaryota; Metazoa; Mollusca; Bivalvia; Myida; Myidae.